This is a messenger RNA of Stylonychia lemnae, 744 nucleotides long. NCBI's taxonomy places the organism in Eukaryota, Ciliophora, Spirotrichea, Sporadotrichida, Oxytrichidae. The record is from the annotation of a GenBank genome assembly.
AUGGAAAACUUGAUUUCUUUAAAGAUAAAAGAUACUGUUUUGCUUUAUGAUUCACUUACUAAGCUUGAUGGAGGAGCCUUCGGGGAAAGUUAAUAUGUUGCUCUUAAAGUUUAGCAUUUAAAGAAACUUAGAGAAUGCAAUGAUCAACAAAUUUCAGCCGAAUUGCUCAGACUAUUCAGAGAAAUAUCUUGUAAUUAGCUUCAUCAUCCCAAUAUAGUCAAAACUUUUGACUCCUACUUCACAUAUGAUGGAGGAUUCGUAAUGACGAGUGAAUUAGCUUAGGAAAAUUUGCAAUCGUAUGUCAUAAGAAAAGGCAAGGGAAAUAUAACUUUAGAAGAGGUUGCUUAGAUUAUGUCUGAUGUCAUAAACGCUCUUGAAUAUAUCCAUAAUUACAAUAUCAUUCAUAGAGAUAUUUCACCACAAAAUAUCCUUGUCUAUGAUGAGAAAACUUUUAAAAUUUGCGAUUUCGGGAUUGCAACCUAUGGAGAAUUAACUUAGAUUGCAGGAGGAAAAAUUGAUUAUAUAGCACCAGAAAUCCACCAAAUGACUGGUGAAUAUGAUAAAAUGAUAGACAUUUGGUCUCUUGGAGUACUUCUUCAUUUUAUAUGUACUGGGGAAAGUACUUUUAAUGGUAAACCAGCCUGUAUUGCCAAAAAGGAGAUAAACUAACUUCUUUUGCCACCUCAAAUCACAAUAAAGACCCAAAAUAACGCAACUAAAAGAAUAUUUCCAAAGUUUAAUUGA